Molecule: messenger RNA, 537 nt
Organism: Quercus robur (English oak)
Lineage: Eukaryota; Viridiplantae; Streptophyta; Magnoliopsida; Fagales; Fagaceae
Exons: 1
Coding region: 1-537 (178 amino acids)
Source: RefSeq, a predicted model, not a curated record
AUGAAGAGAGCGCAGGGAUUGGAGAAUAAAAUACAGAUUGUGGACGUCGGGGCAAACCUCUUUCAGUUUAAGUUUCCAACCAAAUUUGAUUUGGAAAGGGUUUUGAAAAGUGGGCCGUGGACUUUUGAUAACCAAGUUUUAUUACUAGUCCAAUGGAAAGCUGGGAUGACUGCAAGCAAUGUCAAGUUUGAUUCAGCGUCCUUUUGGGUGCAAAUUUGGGGAGCCCCGUUUGAUAUGGUCUCUCCAAAAGUAGCAAAGGAAAUAGGUAGCCAGUUGGGAGUUGUUGAAGAAGUGGAGAAGAGGCUGAAACAGGAUACUCCAGGCCUUUUUAUGAGAGUAAAGGUGGUGCUGCCUAUAUCAAAACCGCUUCGGAGAGGGGCUUUUGUUGCUGGAUCAAGUGGACAAAGGACAUGGGUUUCAUUCAGGUACGAAAGGCUUGCUUUGUUUUGUCACCACUGCGGUUUGCUUGGCCACGACCUCAAACAUUGUGCUCAGCAUUUCGCGCUAACAAAGGGAAGUAGAGAUGUUGCUUGCUAG